AUUUUGACUGUCAGAGCCACUCCUUCUCAGCAUCCGACGAAGGCACGCAAAGCUCAAUUUAUAAACGGCUUGCACGGCCGGCUCUUGUGUUCCGAGCGGCAAGCCUAAUUUCUGCCUUGUAACCACACGUCAUGAAGCUUUCCACCUCUCUACAACGCUGCGAGCGGCCUGCGCUGACACGGCGCAAGGUCGCCAACAGCUCUCGCCGCGCAUGCGUCGUCGUGAAGGCGGAGCAGAAGGGUGAUUUCUUCAGCGGGAUAAAGGCCGUCGCAAAGAAGGUGCAGGGAUCGCUCCCUAUCGUUGGCCUUGUCUCGCGUCUCGCAGCGCCGGAGGGCGGCUUUGACGAGCUGGCGUACCCGGAGUUCUGCCGGGCAAUGAUUGACAAGUGCCCAGUCAGCUACCGGAUAGCGCAGGCGGAGAUGGAGAAGAAGUAUGGCAAGCCCGCCAACAGCCGCUGGAUCCUGCUGGUGCUGUGGAUGACUAAGAUGGGCGUGGGGCUGGUACCAGCCAAGGACAUCAUCUCGGCCAGCCGCCGCCUGCGCGUCACGCAAGACAUUGAGAUUGAGAUGGACCGCUUCGAGCAGGCCAAGGCGGGCGUGCUCAAGAAGUACAGCAUGGUGUCGCGGCCGGAGGGCAAGCUGGAGGACCAGCUGGGGGUGGCGGUGGACGCGCUGUGCACGCUCUGCAUUGGGCUUAAGGACGGCGAGGCAGUGCCGGAGCCGGCGGUGCCGCUGCUGCGGGACAUUGUGGGCGGGGCGUUCCCGGAGGCGCCCGCGGCGGCAGUGGAGGCGGCGGUGUCGGGACGGGCGAGCCGGGCAGUGACGUACUCGUAAGGAGUGGCUGGUGUGUAAACACGUGUGUGUGGGUGACGGGGGGGGGAGCCUUCUAAUAUCUUGAAAGUGUUUCGUGCGAUUCAUACACGCUUCUGGGCUUGAAGGGCACAGCGGAACAGGAGUGCAAACAUAACGGCGCAGCCUGUGUGUGCGUGUAUUACGAUACCGUAUCAUGCGCAGUCACCGCCUCUCAACUUUUGGGUGCCGUAAUAAGCCGGUAACUGACAGACAGCAGACUGGUGAGUUGCGAAGCCAUGGUUCUAUCAUCUGGAGGAGCAGUGACAAACACCAUGUAAGCGACACGCUCU
Chlamydomonas reinhardtii is the source of this 1141-nucleotide messenger RNA. RefSeq lists its product as uncharacterized. Gene Ontology annotation, biological process: photosystem I assembly. The transcript is spliced from 6 exons. The record is from RefSeq and is a predicted model, not a curated record. Lineage: Eukaryota; Viridiplantae; Chlorophyta; Chlorophyceae; Chlamydomonadales; Chlamydomonadaceae. Bases 132 to 833 code for a protein of 233 amino acids.